AUACGCGAAGAGAAACAUGGUGUCCAGGCGCCAUGUUGUCCAAAAACCCGCUAGCAUCGGCAGCAGAAGUUGCCCARUCWGUCUUUUCUAUGGAUGACAUCUCAAUGAGGACUAUUAGCGAAGAUUGYGAAGACACUGCGGACACUAUGAAGUCUCCUGACGUCGAGUUUAAAGCUAUGUUGGAAAAGGUCCAAAAAGAAAACGAAAUUUUAAAGAAACAAUUGAUUGUUGCCAAUACGGAGAAAGAACAUUUACAAAUAGACCUUGAAGAAGCCAUCAAUGAUUCAAUCGCUAUCCAAAAACAAGCAUUUACGGAAAGUCAGGAAAGGAUUUCAAGAUUUCAAGAUCAGUUUGAACAAAGACAGCAAGAACUUACCGAGAAGCUCAAAGACGCAGAGAGCAAAAACGCCGAAUUGACAACCGAACGAGACGAACUAAAAGCUCAACUCAUUCAAUCAAAUGACAGCACCGAAGAAUUCAACCUCAAAAUUGAAGCUUUAAACCAACAAAUUAACGAGCUUAAAACUUACAUCGAUGAAAUCACCGAGGAAAAUAUACAACAGAGAGAUGCUCUCAACAAGAAAGGCGCCAAAAUAUCAGACCUAGAGGCCCGCCUGGACGAGAGAGAGARGGCCAUCAUUAGUGGAAGCGAAGAUAUCGUGAUGGGCUUAAAACAAGACAUCCAAGAGCUUCAAGGACGUUUGAAGAAGAAGACAACAAUUUAUGAUGAUCUGGUUUUAGAGAACCAGAAAAGCGCAGAACARGCRGCAACGGAAAUCCAGUAUUUACARCAACAGAUUUUAUCAGAAGCRCAAAAACUCGAAAAAACCAAAGAAGAAUUAAGCACCGUUAAAGUCCAAUUUGAAGACCUGUCUUAUAAGUACGAUGAGCUUCGAAUGUCKUCGAAUAUUCAGGAGACRGAAAUGGAAAAAAUGGAUGAAUUGAAAAAUGAGAAUAAAAGGCUAAAGUCACGCCUGUCGAUGGGACCGAAUCUCAGUAUAAAAGAGGAUGUAUCUUUCAAGUCAAACGAUUUGAAUCUUUCUAGUGAUAGCGACGGAGCCUUAGAGAACAACGAAAUUGCAUCCCUUAACAGAACGCUGCAAACGAAGUGUCAAGAACUUGAACACAUAACCUUCCUAUACGACGAGAGAGAACUGGAGAUAAGAGAAGCACGAGAAAGCCUCGAAGAGCACCAAAACACGAGAAAAAAUUGGGAAGAAAUUGUGGGAAAGAAAGAAGAAGAAAUCGUSGARCUACAGAGUGAAAUUGAAUUCAUGAAACUUGAAAUUUCUGAAGUUAAGAAUAGCAAUAAAGAAAAAGAGAAUCAAGUAGAGGAGCUUAAACGGUUUUUAAAAGAGCAAGAAGAUACAAUAAUUAAGUUAGAAGAAGUAAGAACGAUUACAGGCGCACCUCAARGUGAAGAUAAUWGCCACGAUGUGAAUACACUGGAAAACCUGAAGCUAGAGCUUGAUGAAGUUAAARCCUUGAACAACGAUCUCGUCAAACAGAAAACCGAAUUGGAAACUACAAUCCUUUUCAAAGAGGAGGGAUUCAAGGAGGAAAAAAAUGCUUUUCUGACUUCUUUGGAGGAGACGAAGAAAGAAGUAAAUGAGGCAAAAGAGUCAAAUAUUGAGUUGAUACAACUAAAAUCUGAACUCGAGAAUAUAUGUAAAGUAAAAGAGGACGAAUUCAAGAAAGAGAAAGACGUUUUWAUCGCGUCGUUGGAUCAGCUAAAGAYYGAGUUGGAUGAUGUAAAGGCGACGAAUGAUGAGUUAAMGAGUUUUAAAGCUGAGUUAGAAAAUGUUAUCUGUACAAAAGAAGAAGAACACAGAAAGGAGAAAGAUGCCUUCCUCGACGAGAAAGAAGAUUACGAAACGAAAUUAGAAUCUCUCAACGAUGAAAUCUUGAAUCUGAUCAAAGAAAAGGAAACCAAAAACAUCAAGGACUCYGAAAACGAUCUGGAAGACGCUUCCARGAAAGGCGAUGRGUACAUUGARGAGUUACAAUGGGAAAUAGAGAGUUUACAGAAAGAAUUAUCAGAGUCGAAAAGCGGGGCAACUGAAUCUGAACAGCAAGUUUUCAUGCUUAAAGAAAUCAUCAAACAACAAGAAGAGGAGAUUAUCAAGACUGGAGAAAGACUAAAAGCUUUACAGCAGCCGAAGAACGAAGGCCCAGACAAUGAAUCAAAAUUGAAAGAAAUGGCCAGUUCUCUUCAACUCUUGGAGAGCAAGGUUUUGGAAGCAGAAAGCACAAAAGAGGAGAUCCUGAAACAGAAUGUCGAGCUGCAGACCAUCAUUGUCGAGAAAGAAGAUGAAUUUAGAAAAGAAAAGGAGAGUUUCCUAAGCGAAAAAGAACAAUACGARACYAUGCUGGAAUCUUUGAAUGAUGAGGUUGUAAAACUAUACAMAGAACGGMAGCAUGAAGAMGACGAGGCAACCAUCAAGCGUUCUAAUGACUUGGGAUUUGAAAUAGAAAGUCUACAAAAGGAGMUACUUCAAGCUAAGGAAAGCCAGGAGCACAAGGAGGSYGAAGUUAUUGAACUCAGAGCAAUAAUAAAGCAACAAGAAGCACAGAUCAYCAASCUCAGUGAAAAAGUUGAAACUACAGCACAKCAAAGUGGUUCACAAAAUGAAGAAAAAGUUACAGAAUUGGAAUCCUCACUGCAAGAAUUGCAAGACUUGCUGCGAAAUGAACGACGUACUGCUGAAGAAUAUUUGUGUCAAAAUAGAGAAUUACAGAACUUAAUAGAGUCUAAAGGAGAAGAGUUCAAAAAGCUACAAGAAAUGCCUCCUUUACUUCAGCAGCUGGAAAACGAACUGGUAGAAGUUAAAAGGUCAAAUGAAAAUCUCGCUGGCCACAAUUCCAAACUACAAGACCUURUCACARCAAACGAAGAAGCACUUUCCGAGGAAAAAAAGCAACAUGAGCUAAAGUCUGRAUUGCUGAAGGAGGAAGAGUUCAAAAUUGGUGAACUGAGAAACAUAAUCAAAGAACAAGAAGCUGAAAUYAUUAGACUGGGAGAGAAACUGGAUGAAAAGARYAAAGUUGAUGCCGCAGAUACCGAGGAACUAGCGRCUGCUUAUGAGCAACUGAGAAAUCAGCUCAACGACGUCGCAGCGGCGAGGGAUCAAAUUACCCAAGAGAAWGCUGAACUAGAAAAUCGUAUCAACACGAAGGAGGACGAAUACAGGCAAGAGAAAAACACAUUUUUGGAUGAAAAAGAAGAGUAUGAAAGCAAGGUUGAGUCUUUGAACGACGAGAUAUUAAAACUUCACGAAGAAAUGCAAAAUCUCGUCACRGAGAAAGAGGAMAUGGCUAAGAAAAACGAAGAGGAUGCUUCCAAGAAUAAUACAGAAGAAAUUGAAGAUCUACAGUGUGAGAUCGAGUGCCUACAAAAGGAGCUUACCGAGUCAAAGAAUGCAGAGAGUACACUAGAAUGCCAAGUAGUUGAACUUACCAAAAUUAUCAAAGAACAAGAAAAGGAAAUUAUAAGGCUAUCGGAAAAACUUCAAAACUCUGAAAGCAUUGGUAUUAAGGACGACGGCGAUGAAAAGUUAGAAGAACUGAGAAYGUCUUUAGAAAAGCUUACUAGUGAACUCAAAAUCGCGGAAAACGACAAGGAACAGCUUCUGGAAAAAYAUAAUAAAUUGGAAACUGCAAUGCUGGAAAAAGAUGAAGAAAUAAAGAGUAUUAAGGAKAAUCUUGAAGGCGAAAACAUGACUCAAACUGAACUUGAAUCAGUCCGACAACUSAAUGAAGAGUUGAGUACUAAGCUGAAAAAUUCUGACGUUUUGAUAGGAAACUUGCGUCGUGUUAUCAACGACCAGGAAGAGGAGAUAAAUACUUCGGAUGAAGAUAGAGACAACCUGAAAGAACAGCUAGAAAAGGGAAAAUCUAUGUACGAGAAGUUGUUAAAAGCUCUUGAUGAUGAAAGGCUUGUCARUGCUGAGCUACAAGAAGCGAUGAAAGAGUCCGAAGAGAAAGUACAAUCCCUGCGCGACAGGAUCGAAAACGAGGAGUCACAGSAAGAAACACAAUCGUCCGAGGACAAGGAGCAAAAGGCGCAGAUCGAGUGCCUUAGCAAAGAGUUGGAGUCACUAAAAGAGUCACUGGAACUACACGARAAGCAAUCUGAAGAACACAUCAUGGCGAAGCAAGCAGAGCUCGAAGAUAUCCAAGAUCAAGUUGUGAGGCUKGAAGGUGUUAAUGAAGGUCAGAAAGAAUUGCUUCAAAAACAGCGAAAACAAAUGAAAGAAUGGCAUGAUGCGCUCACGUCGAAGCAAGAASAAAUUUCYUGUUUGCAGGAGAGAUUGGCUUCUGUUGAGAGUCCGAAUCAGCAAGAAGCUGACUCACUUCAAGAUAAAAUCAACGAGCURAAUAAAAACWUAGUUGAACGAAAUAAUCUCAAUUCUGAACUUCAGCAACGCGUCCAAUCSCAAGAAGCAYGUCAURGUGAACUGAAGAAAACUCUAAUAGAAUCUCAAGACGAAAAUAGCCACCUUAAAAGCACUUUAGCAAAUCUUCAAGAGCAACUCGCCCAGACUCAAGCUAAUCUAGAUGAACACAAAACCAAAUUAGAAACAGCUCAGSAACAAGCAUACGAGAAGAGACUCAUAGAGGAGAAGGAGCAACAUCAGCAAGUUUUAGUCGAUGAGAUAGUAAGAUUACAGAGGAUUAUCGAUGAACAACAAGGAAAACUAAAUAAAGGACUGCAAAGAGCCGACGAGAGUUCAACCGUAAAGAUUAAAGACCUCGAAAAUACGGUCGAAGAAUCCCAGAAUACUAUCAAGAGCCUCAAAGAUUCCUUGCAGGCCAAGUCCAGCCAGCUUGARGAGCAGAGCAAGAAAGUUGAAGAAGCCGAGAAGAAGCAAAAACGAGUUGAGGAAAACAUGUGCAAACAAGUCAACAGACUCAGAAAGAUUAUCGAUGAACAGCAAGAUGAAAUAGACGAAGCUUUGAAAAAGAAUGAACAACUGCAGAAUCCGGACAAGYUAACUGAGGAUGUACAGGGYUYAGUAGUCAAGAUCAAAGAGCUGGAAGCAGUUGUCCAAAAAUCACAAACGACCAUCAGUGACCUCCAAGAAUCUCUCCAGGCCAAGACUARAAUCAUGGAGGAACAGAGCAAGAAAGUUGAAGAGGCCGAAAAGAAGCAAAAGCGAGUAGAAGAAAACAUGUGCAAGCAAGUCAAUAGAUUGAGAAAGAUCAUCGAUGARCAACAAGAUGAAAUAGACGAAGCUGUCCGUAAAAAUGAGMAAUUAAAGAAUGAUUCAGGGAUAAACAAGAAUCUCAAUGGAUCUGUGAWUCAAAACAGCACCAUUAACGAAGCUGAAAAGAAAUAUCUAGCGAAGGAAGAAAACAUGGUUAAACAGGUCAACAGAYUACGAAAAAUYAUUGAUGACCAGCAAGAUGAAAUUGAUGAAGCAGUAAAAAAGAACGCAGAGUUAGAAAAACAGGCGGUAGAUAACGAGAAUAAACUGAAGGAAGCRACAACUGAGGUGGAUCGACUGAAAGCCAUGGAGCAUAUGGAACACAUUGAAACGCUACGUAUCGAGCUGGCUGGAAAGAACAUGAAGAUCCAAGAGCUCGAAUACAAAGCMUUCAAAUCUGGAGAGGAAAUGGACAGACUGAGGAGAGAGGUCCAGUUUGGUUAUUCCAAGAUGUCGAAGUUGAAACAAGACUUAAGGAAAGUACAGGAU
Molecule: messenger RNA, 5696 nt
Organism: Exaiptasia diaphana
Lineage: Eukaryota; Metazoa; Cnidaria; Anthozoa; Actiniaria; Aiptasiidae
Product: myosin heavy chain, cardiac muscle isoform
Source: RefSeq, a predicted model, not a curated record